AUGUCCGAAAAUAUAAACAACAAUCAGGUCAAUAAAAUUGCAAGCCAAUCGACAUCGAUGUCAUCGUCGGAUCCGACGCCCGUCGCCUGGCCAAACUUUGAGGCGCGCAUUCUGAAGCAGACGGUGCACAGCGUCUGCCUCGACUGGACGCCCAGCCCUAAUCCCGCCCGAGUCUACUCUGUGGAGAAGUACCACCGGCGACAUGGCUGGCAGCAGGUGCUCUGGACGAGCACGAGUCCUCAAACUAUCCACCAGCUGGAGGAGAACUUUGGCCAUCGUCUGCGCAUCCGAGCGCUGCAGCCGGCUCCGGAUGGCAGCCACUACGAGACGCUGGCCAUCUCGCCGGAUAUUAUUGCAACCACGGAGGCGUCGCUGCCGUCGACAAAUUGCUUGCAUCGCGCCAUUCGCAAGUCGCAGCAGUUUCUGGUGAAGCGCAUGCUGCGCCGCCGACCCAGCCUGGUUGACUAUCCGGGCCCGAACGGUUAUCUGCCGCUGGCCAAUGCCAUUAUGCAGGGCGAGAUGUGCAUCAUCGAUGUCCUGCUCUCGGCCGGCUGCAGCGUCCAGCUGGGCAAUCCCCAAAACGGACGCAGUCCGCUGCACCUGGCCUUCUAUCAUGGCCACCUGCCCUCGGCCCGCAUACUGCUGAACAAAAAGGCGCAGCUGGAGGCGACCGACUGCAAUGGGAUGACGCCCGCCCACUGUGCCGUGGACGCCAAUCGGCUGGAAAUGGUCAGGUUCGCACUGGAAGCGGGCGCCAAUCUGGAGGCGAGAGAUGCCUGCCAGUGGACGCUGCUGAUGCGCGCAGUGGUCAUGGACGCCAGCCUGGAGCUUAUCAAGCUGCUGGUUACCCACGGCGCCGACUUAACGGCUCGGGAUGCUCUCGGCAAAAGCUGCAGCGAUUUGGCCAAACUUUAUCGCCGGCAACAAGCCGGGGAUUACUUCGACAAGGUGCACAGGUUUCGAGAGGAGAAGGCAGCGGCGAUGGCGGCAACCGCGGCCAACACGCAACCGCAAAAGGAUUAAAUGCACCCGGCCGGCUAAUAGGAUAAAGCGCUCCUUUUGAAGGACACACUAAUGAGCAUAAUCUUAGGGGCUAAGCACGUGCUAUACCCUGGCAAAGUGAGCUUGUAAAUGGGUAUAUUGAAACAAAUAAGCACUUGGUAUACCCUAGCAAAGUAAGCUUGUAAAUGGGUAUAUUGAAAUAUGUUGGAUUAAGUCUUUAUAAAAUAAGCAAACUUAUGUGUUAAUAAAAUGUGUUAGGGGGGCACAUAUAUUGAAAAGUAUAUUAUCUGUACACUAUCUAGAUCUGACAAAGAUGACGAAAAGUACAUUAUCUACAUAGUU
This is a messenger RNA of Drosophila montana, 1344 nucleotides long. RefSeq names its product flippy (gene flip). The coding region runs from base 1 to 1023 and encodes 340 amino acids. The record is from RefSeq and is a predicted model, not a curated record. Gene Ontology annotation, cellular component: nucleus. The transcript is spliced from 4 exons. Gene Ontology annotation, biological process: regulation of apoptotic process. Gene Ontology annotation, molecular function: protein binding. NCBI's taxonomy places the organism in Eukaryota, Metazoa, Arthropoda, Insecta, Diptera, Drosophilidae.